Messenger RNA from Cinara cedri, 337 nucleotides. The record is from the annotation of a GenBank genome assembly. NCBI's taxonomy places the organism in Eukaryota, Metazoa, Arthropoda, Insecta, Hemiptera, Aphididae.
AUGAAGUCUAAAUAUCCCACUGUUAACAUAUUCAAUAGAAAUGUGCAUGUAUUAGAAGAGACCAUUGACGACCCAAAUGCUCCAUCAACCUCUACUACUGUAAGUAAAAUUAAAAAAUAUUUUAGAAAAAUAGUAUAAUUUUAAAAAACUAUCAGAUUUAUUUUGGUUGUUAUAUUAUAAUUUAAACAUUUUUAGAAUUAUUUUUAUUAAUUUCUAUUAAAAAAUUACUAAAUAAUUAUUUUUCUAAAUAAUACAUAUUAUAUAUUUUUAGAAUACAACUGUUUCUACAAAUAAUUUUGUGGUAUAUCAAACUGUAAUAUCUUCACAAAUUCCAUAA